Molecule: messenger RNA, 1560 nt
Organism: Camponotus floridanus (Florida carpenter ant)
Lineage: Eukaryota; Metazoa; Arthropoda; Insecta; Hymenoptera; Formicidae
Gene: Arpc2
Product: probable actin-related protein 2/3 complex subunit 2
Exons: 7
Coding region: 142-1062 (306 amino acids)
Biological process (GO): Arp2/3 complex-mediated actin nucleation; actin filament polymerization
Cellular component (GO): Arp2/3 protein complex; actin cytoskeleton
Molecular function (GO): structural constituent of cytoskeleton; actin filament binding
Source: RefSeq, a predicted model, not a curated record
UUUAAGGACGGAGCGUGAGCGAUCGGGCGGGCAUUAGUCAGUCAAUGCGGAUGACAAAUCUGUCGCGAUCUGUCCACGGUGCUCCGGAUUAUCGUUAUCGCAACGCAUCGGACGCGGCUCUUCCUGCCAGGCGUAGCAAUCAUGAUCCUGCUAGAGAUACACAACAGGAUACUCGAGGAAACGUUGACGAACAAAAUCAAGCACGUCUUGUCGGGACACAAGCCAGAGUCGACGGAUGUUGUCAUAGCGGACUUUGACGGAGUCUUGUUUCACAUUUCAAACCUCAGCGGAGACAAAUCGAAGCUUAGAAUAAGUAUUCUGCUCAAAUUUUAUAAACAGUUGCAAGAGUAUGGCGCGGAUGAGUUGCUCAAACGAGAGUAUGGAUCCCAUCUCAUUGCGCCAGAGAGCGGUUACAAUGUAUCGGUGUUCAUAGAUUUAGAAAAGUUACCAGAAGAUUGGGAGGCACUAGUGAGGAAAGUUGCCCUGUUGAAGAGACAUUGCUUUGCCAGUGUCUUUGAGAAGUACUUUGAUUUUCAGGAGGAAUAUUGCGAUUCUCCGGGUAGGCCACUACAGAAGAGGGCUGUCAUCCACUAUCGAGAUGAGGAAACAAUGUAUGUAGAAGCCAAAAGCGAUAGAGUGACAGUGGUAUUUAGCACAAUAUUUAAGGAUGAGGAUGACAUGGUCAUUGGCAAACUGUUUCUUCAAGAAUUGAAAGAGGGCAGACGGGCAAGUCAUACCGCUCCACAAGUUUUAUUCAAUCAUCGCGAGCCGCCGUUGGAAUUACAAGAUUCUGAAGCAGCAGUUGGGGAUUGCAUUGGCUAUAUCACGUUUGUGCUAUUUCCACGUCACACUAAUCGAGAAGCACGCGACAAUACCAUUGAUCUGAUACAUAUGUUUAGGAAUUACUUGCACUAUCAUAUUAAGUGCAGUAAGGUUUAUAUUCAUUCAAGAAUGCGUACUAAGACGACGGAUUUCCUUAAGGUGCUGAACAGAGCGAGAGCUCAAUCUAAGAACACUGAAAAGAAGACUAUCACAGGACGAACAUUUAUCAGGAAAGAAUGAGUGUUCCGGAGGAGCGAAAGUGCUAAUACUUCUUAAGGGGAAAGAGCAAAAGAUUAGAGUGCGUGGUUAGAGUGCGGUCGGAAAGGUCCUGCAAACAAGAUUUCCCGCGAAGGCAUUCCUUGAUUCGCGCGAUAUCGGCGAGUAAAGUGCUUCGGACCUUUGAGUUUUAUUCUGUAUCACGAACAGUGCCCUAUAUUUAGGAAAGACGUAGCGUCGCGUUAAGUGAAUAAAUGGAAGGGAAGAAGAAUCACAGUUUGACGUCGGCUUAGUUAAGCCGACGACGCCUCAAUUAUCCAGAAAGAAUAUUCAAAGACGCUAUUGUUACAUCUGUGUACUGUGGAUUAAUGACAGUUAAUGCUAUUACGAAUAUUGCUCGUUAUGCAAAACGUUUUGUCGAUUUUUACAGUGUGAUCUAGGAUUGGAAUACAAUACCGCUGAAACUUGAAGAAAUUUGGAUUCCAUUAUAUAUUAAGCUGGUUGUUACAUGAAACAAUUUAU